Lymnaea stagnalis (great pond snail) is the source of this 5254-nucleotide messenger RNA. NCBI's taxonomy places the organism in Eukaryota, Metazoa, Mollusca, Gastropoda, Lymnaeidae. The record is from the annotation of a GenBank genome assembly.
CCUAAAGAGAGUGGGCCUAAUCUAUUAAAUUUAUCAUUUACUUGCCACUGAAAAUAAAAUAUUUGAUCCUUUAGAUGUGUCUCAGAGAUAAACGAAUAAGAAAUAGUUUUCGAAGAUUUCAAAUGCUAAUUUCAAGGUAAAAGGCUUGGCUUAAACUUAAACUUAUUUAACAACAAUUAAUAAGUUAAUGUUAAACUGUUAAACGUACUUCUUCAUUAACUCAGCACUAAAUAAAACGAGUCGAGACUACUAAUCAACUUACAGACUAAAAUAACUAAGCCGCUAAGCCGAUUUUAUAAAUUUUAACGUAGUUUAUGUAGAAGUUUAGUUUCUGAUUAGUAGAUUAGGGUUAGCCUAGUGCCAGUGCUCUAGCCAUGGCAAAUCGUAAAUUUAAUUGAUAGUAAAAUCAUUGAUAGAUUACUGACAAUUACGGAUUACUGACCACUGACUAGUCUUAGUUAAUUUAUUUUGAUUCGUAGUCAUAUUUAACACUAUUUUUAAAAAAAUAUGUAUGAAUUUAAUAUUAAUACUUAAUAAUUUGAUUUUGAUAAAUUAACUAGGCCUAAAUUUUAAAUUGCAAAUAAAUUAUUAUUAAAAUGGAGACUUAAAUUAAACAAUAAAUUAAGAACAAAUAAAUUUUCUUUCACUAUCUAUCUAGACGUCUAGACUGUACUUCAAUCUUCAUUACAUGAAUCUCAUGAAUGCUCAGCUUUUAGUUUUAGUACAGAUUGCACGGCAAUAUCAUCUUUCAAAUUCAAAGAAAUAUAUCAAGUUUAAGACUUAAGUUUAAGAGUUAAUUAUAAAUUCUAAAAUUUAGAUCCUUUCGUCAUAGCCUAUUUAUUCAAUCUAAAUAAUGUUUAAAUUAAUGGCUCAAAUGAAACAAAUAUCAAACUUUUGUUGUUUAAACUCAUUGAAACCCAAAAUAAGGAUAAAUUUAUGCAGCUUUAAAUUUAAAUUAAGAAUUUCAUCAGAAGGUCUAACUCCUUGGCCUUGAUUUUAUCAGUGCUAGAAUCAUUGAUAAUGUCAUUAUUUUUUCUCUUUUAUGAAUACAAAUAAUUGCUUGCUUCUUAAAUUAAUAAGUAGCAACAUCACACCAAAUUUGAGUAUUUUUAUCUUUAACAUCUACUAAUUUGAUUAUGAUUAUUUUUCAUUCUAAAAAUGCACAGUUUGUUGAAUUUAUUUAGGAAAAAGUAGUAUCUUAUAUUUAAAAUAAUUAUUUAAAUAAGAAAAUGCUAUUCUAAAGCACAUGGUAUACUUUCUUUUUUUUAAUAAAUCAUCAACAAAUCCAGUAAACAUGAAAUUUUUGUCAUGAGAAGUAUGCAAGAAAUAUGGGUGAAAGUGAUAAGCUGAAAACGGUUGACAAAAUGUUAAAAAAAAGGAACUUGAGAUCGGCACAAACAAAUUCAUAACUAUUAAACCACUUUAGCAAGAAAUAACUAGAAAGUUGAUCUUCAUUUUUUGUGUGUAAAUGAUUCAUUUGACAUUUUGCUCUAUUCAACUGUAUUGCAUUUAUAUUUUUAGAAAUAUUUUUAAAAUUUCACUUUAGUAACUUCUUUGACCUAAUCAUGCAUAAUCAAAAUGUACAAACUUCUUUUAAAGGAGUAAUUAUAAGUAAUAGUAGACCAGCAUUAGUAGUAUUAGUAGUAGUAGGCUAUAAAAAGGCAAUUAAAACUUCUUUAAUAAAAGGAAAAUGUAGCUGGCAGACUACUUGCUUAGUGGCCAUCCUUAAAUGUUGUCACACAUCUGGGGGUGGUGAGAUGAGGGCGUUAUGAUGUGUUAUAAGGCUAAUAAGGUCAUUGACGUUGCCUAAAUUUGGUGACAAAAUUAGGAAGAUAGAGGAGGAGGAGGGGGGGGGGUAAAAAAAAUUCACCCAAAACAGUGUGACAUCAUUUUUGGAUGGUCCCUUAGACUUAGUCAAAGGAUUAAUAAUCAAUUUAAUAUUUUACAAUUUACUGAACAUCUAGAAUUUAUUUUAAUAUUUAAAAAUGAUGAAACAAACAUUAGUUUCCAUCUAAUGAUGUAACUACAAUGAAACAACUUAAGAUUCGUUCAUUCACCACCCUGAAUUUAAAAAAAAAAGGGCAGAGAAUUCAGAAUGUACCCAAAACUAAUAUUAACAUUCUAAUUAAAAAUUGUCUAAUCGUUUGAGUUUCUCAAAAGGAUUUUUUAUUUGAAAAAUGAUCCUCUGACUAUUUCGGUAUUAUCUUAUCACAAAUAAAAACUUGCUACCAAAGUCAAGUUGUUUUUAUUGUUAUGAGUUUAGUUAAUUUUCAAGUAAAUAAUAUAAUUGAUACACAAACAAUUUGUGUAAAUAAAACAAUAUUUGUUUUAAGUCAGGGGUCUCCAAACUUUUCAGCCUGAGGGCCGCAUUAACUAGCAAACAAUAGUUCGCGGGCCGAAUGCACACUCGAGCAGGGUUUCUUUCAGCAUGAUCUCGGGGGCUCGCCCCCCCCCCCCCCCCCUGGGAAAGCCAAGUGCCCCCCGGAGCAAAAAUAUUUCCAACAAUGAAUCAACUGGCACUGCCCCUCCCCCAAAAAAUCUGAAGUGCAUUUUUCAAUAUUUAAGUCACAAUGUUUUCACCCUUGUCUGCAACAUGGCGUGCAAAGCUCCGCCACUAAAUGGCGUUAUAUCAUGUCAUUUCAUUGACUGUGAACGAAUGUAGAAAAACUAAGCAUCGAAUAAGGUUUUGCAAAGUAAUGAUCGGUUAGAAAACAUAAUGCACUACUGAGCGCCUCUAAAAAUAUUCGGUAAAAACAUAACGUCCACGUAAGCGGUGUCUUACCUUGUCAGGAUACACGUACAUUUGCGCAAUUUUUUAUUCCGUUGACUAAAGGUCUCCGCGGGCCGCAUGAGAGAGCCUCGCGGGCUUCAUGCGGCCCUUGGGCCAUAGUUUGGAGACCCCUGUUUUAAUUGUAUGUACAAUAAAAAAAAAGAUUAAUAUAAUUAUAAAUUAAAUGUACAUAAUAUAUGUAUUUCCUGCCUAUACCUAAAAAAUAAAAUAAUAAAACAAAAACUCUUGUACUGAUGAAGGCAUAAGCAGACCUGUUUACCUUCAAACUCUUAAAAUCGUACAAUAUCAUCACAAAGUCAUUCAAUACAUUACCUUAAUAGUAAAAAAAAAAUUAAACACACAGUAUAUAUAAUGUAUACACUUCAAAAUGAUACUUUGUACGCCAAAAUCGCAAGAGUAAACAGGUCUCCCUAAGCAGAAAUGUUUGAAUUUAUAUAUGGUCGAAUCUUAGUUAAAGCUUAACCUAUUUUAUUUACUAAAAUAGCUUGUGUCUCAUUAAUGUAAUUAACAGCUUUAUCAUCGUCCAACCCUCUUAUAAUUAAUUUUCAAGCCAGCAUUAUUAAAUGUACAAAUUUUUUUCUAAAGUUGUAAGUUUUAAAAUUAAAAUAUUAAUGGAAGUUUAAAAUCGUUCUACAAACAUAUAAAAUGUAUGUUCUUAUUUGUCAAAAUCUAUUUGUUAUAGUUAAGUUGAGACAUUUUUUACAAUGUUAUUGAUAUGAAUUUUUCUAUAUAUGGACAAUUGUAAGUUUUAUUACUUUUUAAAAAUUUGCUUAGAUGGGCAUCUUGUUAGGAGACUAUGUGAAGGUGAUCAGCCCAUUUGAGGGUGAGGUCCCCUCUGACUUACCCCUGAGUGUUGGAGAUGUGAUUAAGAUUACAGAUGUAAUUGACGACAACUGGGUAACAGGUCAAAAAGUGGGAGCCAAUGCAUCUCCUGGCAAUUUCCCAGUCACAUUUGUUGAGCACCUGGUUCUUCCUUCUAUCAGAACAGGCCAGAAGGUUUUUCUAGUACUUGAAGACUUUCCAGCUGAGCAGAGUGGUGAUUUAGAUCUAACAAAAGGUAACAAAAAAAAUAAUUUUUUAAGGUAUUCUUAUAUUUUAGCUCAUUUAAACUCAACAUGCAAGAAAAUGUUUUGUUUGUUGUGAAUGCAUUGUUUUCAAUCCUGUCCUGCUAACCACCAUUUGUUUUUUUUUUGUUGAGAUCUUGUGGUUUUGAUUGACAUAUGCAAGCAUUGAACAUAUACAAUACAGCAAUCGCAACACUCGCAUAACAAUUUAAAAUAUUGUUUCCCAAAGAAGUGGCCACCGGACCGGUGCAUCCAGAAGACCCUGGAUAGCUGAUGAUAUGUGUCUGACUAAAUUGGAGACCCCAUAUAAAGUAUUUUUUGGGAAAAAGGGAGAUACCAAAAACAUGUAUAACCUUGAACCAACUGUGUGGCUUAAGCCAUGUGAUGGAAUGGGAUCGCACAGUGUGCCAUAUUUUUUGGCUAUUUUGAUGCCAUAAAAUAUGUGCAAGCUUGUAUCCUUCAUUUUUGCACGACACACCUACACCCUGCAAGCAACACAGGAACAUCAAAUUUGUAAAUUACGGUACUCUAAACAGUCAUUAAAAUAUAACAACUAAUAACAGCUGGCAUUAAAUGGUAAUUGUUUAAAUAGUCCUAUAGCAUUUAUAACCAUUAAGUUCAAAUAAAAAGACAACUAUUUGAAAGACCUGGAGAGUUCAUGGUGCAAUGGGAAACUUGUCCACCUGUCUGCCCAGCUUAAAAGUUUGGGAAAUGCUGAUUUCAAUGCCAGUUCCCACCUCCAAACUAAAUGUUAUAUCUUAUCACAUCUUUAGAUACUAUAUUUAUUUCGCUAUCUGUUCUCUUUCUCAUUUAUCAGGUUUUUAGAUUAGCACCCAGAUUAAAUAUUUUUGUCUAUUUAAAUGAAUGACUAUGGUGUCCUUACUGUCACAAUGGAAACUUCUUUUUUCUUCAUCCAGGUGACAUUAUAUUAGGCACAGAACCGGUCGAUGCCGCCUGGUGGAAGGGGAAAAACGGCCCAUUGAAAGGAAUAUUCCCUCUUUCCUUUGUAACAGAGAUAGAAUUAGACUGUGGCCCGCGGUCAAGGUCAGCAAGCUCUCGAUCAAACAGUCUCGUUUCAGGAUUUUACAAAGACAGUCCAGACAAGGAAUAUGGAGGUUUUGCAGGACUGAAGGUCCCUUUUUUUGCGAGAGCGCUAGUUGACAUCAGUCCGCAGCUUGAUGGCGAGCUGGCCUUUCAGCUCGGUGAUCUCAUCGAAAUUACAGAUGUGAUCGAUGGCGACUGGUUCUAUGGGAGGUGUCACAACAAAGAGGGGCUGGUCUCCGCAGUGUGUGUUGAAAUUCUAGAAGCAGCCGAUGAUACCUUUGGUAAUAGGAAGGAUGAAGAUGGUCAAAUUUUCCACCCCGUGCCACCUUCUUACGGAGGGGAAAAACGUCAUGGC